AUGUGCGAGCUGAACACAGAGCCACCUGUCAGGAGCUUCCAUAAACUCACAGUGAUAUCAAGAGGGCUGACUCCACCAGAGAACCAGAACGUCACAGACAGUUACUCAGCCAACAUCCCGACGCUCUCGUCGCUGGCUCUGUCACACAACUACACCGACUGCUGCGUCGCUGCCAACGUCACCAAGACCUGCCUCGGCUUCUGCAGCAUACAGACCAUCCUGGAGGGUACGGGACAAGACCCUGAGACCUGCCAGCCUGAUUUUCCUGCUAUUGUCAAGUGCAUGGCAGAUGGUCGUAACCACGUGCCAUGCUGUGUGCAAGAGAGAGUGCCGGACAUAUGCCAAGAUGUCUGCCGCGGGGAGUUUACUCCAGUGACAGACAACAUCAAAACUCACUACUCCUGUGCAUCGUAUAUGGAGAAAACCUUGGCCUGCAUUGUUGAAGGCAUUGAACUCCUCCCAAGUCCACCAGAAGACGUGGAAGUGGAUCCUCUAAAUGAAAAGCAAUUAAACGUAUCCUGGAGCCCUCCAGUAGAGAACACAGACUCAGUCAUAGAAUAUGUUGUAAAUGUGACUACACUGCGGUCCUUUGACGCUCAUUUAAUAGACCCAUCCGAGAGCUCCAUCAAGAACAAUGACACUAUGAAGACAGUUCUACCUAUGACGUAUAAAGUGCCUCCAAAUAAAACGUACUUUGUAGUCAACGAUCUGCUGCCGUUCACGAUGUAUGAGAUCACGGUGACGUCAUACAAUAUCCAUGGAUCCAGCUUACCUAGUUAUGCUAUCAGGUCUCUAACCCUGACUCCUGGAAAGAUGAAGUCUACGGAUGUAGCGGCAGCCCCCAAGCUGCCAGAUGUCCGUGGAUGCUGCGUGUCUGCGGGAGUCAACCAUUACGGUUGUGUCGAUAAACUCUGUGACCCCACCAAGACCUUCGAAAUUGCAGUAACAGACUUGAUGAUCUGCGCUCCCUGGGCUGGUGUGACCUUCGGGUGCCUGGCCAAUGGCAUGGACCAUACUCCGUGCUGUCGGUCUAAAGGUCUACCGGAGUCCUGUCUCCCGCUGUGCAGUGGGAACAUCACCACUCUUGACUUCAAUCACUUCAAGUGCCUUCGCUAUAUGAACUCUUACACCAACUGCCUCCUCCGAGGCUACGGAGUCCUCCCUGGAGCUCCCUCGCGUCUGUACCUGACGAACAUCGACACAGACUAUGCAGUGGUGCACUGGUCGCCUCCUGCGGCCUUGGCUGACACCGUGCAGUAUUAUAAUCUUCAUUACAAGACUCUGCAGGCUGGAGAUGAAUACAGGGUUCUGGAAAAGGUACACUCACCGUAUAUCUUAGAGGACCUGGAGUCCAACAUGGAUUAUGAGAUCUAUUUGGAAGCUGUCAACGAACACGGAGUGGGAGACGCUUCUCCAAGACUCAUCUUUAGGACACAGAGUCAAGUGAUAGAAAGAAGAAGAAGUAGCGAACUCAUACAACGUGACAGCGUGUUGCGAGCGUGUCCAGCUGGCUGGCGUGUGUAUGCCGCUGUGCUCGUAUGACGCCAAGAUGUCCGACCUGAGGAUGCUCGCUCCACUCUGUGCGCAGGACUUCCACAAGCUGCUGAGAUGUGGUGCUGGAGGCCGCAACCACGAGCAGUGCUGCGCGCGGCGCGGGGUGCCGGGCGCCUGCCGCGGGGUGUGCGCCGGCGCGUACAGCGGGGGGGUCAACUCCUGCGUGCCUUACAUCGGGAACAUCGUGCAGUGCUUCGAGGAAGGUACCGGUCUUCUACCAGGUCCUCCAAGGGAACUGCAUGCCCUGGUGAACUCCAACAGCGUGUUCCUGGACUGGAGCACUCCUCAGGACGGAGCCAACGCCACCUCGUACGUGGUCUACUGGCAGAAGAUAGACAAUAACUCGCAGCCCUACAGCUACAAUACCAUGCAGAGUACUUACAAUAAACUCAACGUAUCAGACACAUUGACCCACAUCAAUGACCUGGAGAAGAACAGCACAUACCACGUGUUCGUGGUCGCCGCCAACGUCUACGGAGAGUCCCUGCCUUCCAGCAUGCUACUCUUCAAUGUGUCUGAGACUGAAGAGAAGGAGGUAGCAGGAAUCCCGUCGCCACCUCACUCUCUAUCCGUCUCCUCUCAUUCUGCAACAUGGCUGACUUUGACCUGGCAGCCUCCACAGUUCUCACAACCUGAUGAGAAGAUCUCAUAUACAUUAUUCUACAAAUCACCAUCUCAAUUAAGCCAGACCAACGUGACGAACAUUACUACGACAGUGCCGGGACAUACGCUGGAGAAGCUGGCACCAAACACCCAGUAUGUCAUCUGGGUGAAGGCCCAUGCUGCUGCUGGAGACUCACAACCCUCGGAGACGUUACUGGCCUGGACUGACCCAGCUUACCCUGCAUAUGUUGAGCCGCCAUCAGUGAACCCAGUGAACCUAGUAGUAGAAGGAUCUAGCAUGACCAUUCUCUGUAUCGCCAUGGGAACACCCACACCGACCAUCUCAUUAUACAUCUCUGGUCGCCUCGUCCGUCAAGAAGUGACACGUCACAUGGUAACUGUGAUCCACAACGUGACUAGAGACAUGGAUCAGAUAUCCUGCUACGCCGACAAUGGAUACGGCACUCCCAUGCAAGCCUCCAGAAAGAUCAACAUCUCACAUGUACCCACAAUCCAAGCGUCUGGUAUCACAAUGGCGGCUGCUGGAGAUGCCGUGAUCCUCGAGUGCCGAGUGGAGGCCCUGCCUAAACCUACCAUCGCAUUCUGGAGGGAUCCUAAUGGCAGAACUCCUGUCAUUGAUGGACCUAACUACACUAUACAGCUGUUGGCUGAUCCUGAGGAACAAACCAAGUACACGAUGCGUCUGAUAAUAAAGAAGAUAGCAGAAGCAGACGAAGGGGACUACUUCUGUCACGCGGAGAACGCGUUUGGAAAGACUUUGAGACCGGUCUCUGUGAGACUCAGGCCCACCAUGCCUCACCACAAUGUCACAGCAUGCUGUACACAAAUGAACGUGUCAUCAUCCUGCAUAGACGCGUGCAGCUUCCACCUGGAGAUGGACAACAUCAUGGACCGUCCGGAGUGUAUGAACGACUUCGACAAACUCAUGAAGUGUGCUGCUGACGGAUCUGACCACCGUAGUUGCUGUGCAUCGUGGGGCGUGCCCCGUCAGUGUCUGGAAUUAUGCCGUGGCGGUGUGGUAUCACGCUCCUGUGCCAUGCAUCACGCGCGCCGUGCACUAGCUUGCUUCAGAGACGCCGGUCCACGCCUGCCAGGACCACCACGAAACUUGCGCGCGCAUCAUGCGCCCACACCCAACUCUGUACUGCUCAGUUGGGAGCCUCCACUAAAGAAUCCUCAGACGGUAUACCUGUACCGCGUGUUCUGGCGAGCGUACGGUGCCAAGGUGCCUGAGAAGCUGGACACCAGCGAAACCAGCGUAGUACUGACUGGUCUGCAGGACGAUGUCAAGUACGAGUGCGUGGUCAAGGCAGCUAAUGAUGUUGGUACAUCCUCAUUGAGCUCGCCGAUAAUGUUCACGACGGCGGGCCAGGAGACUGGCGCCGCGGCCGCGCCCGUCAACAGCGGCGGCGCGGCACCGGCUGUAGGCGUCGCCGUGGCAUGCCUACUGGUAGCUGCCAUACUACUCGCUGCAGGCUUCUACUAUAGAUAUAGAAAGAAUCUUAGACUUAAAGCACAAGGAGGUGUAGCAUUUGAAAAUCCAAGCUACCUCAGGGAACCAAAUCCUGAUACUGCCGUCAAUGGUACCGUGCCGAAUGGCACCGCUAAUGGCUCGAAUGGCACCAACGGUGUGGCACCAAUGGCCAAUGGAGUAUCAAAUUCAGCGGCAUGGAGACAGGAAACCCUGAAUAACCCUGGAACUACAAUCCCGAACGCUCGGGAGGUGGACCCGACGCUGUACGAGGAGCUGAAGUUAGGGCACGACGGGGCAGGGUUCAAGAGACUGAAGCCAUAG
Messenger RNA from Spodoptera littoralis (African cotton leafworm), 3973 nucleotides. The record is from the annotation of a GenBank genome assembly. Lineage: Eukaryota; Metazoa; Arthropoda; Insecta; Lepidoptera; Noctuidae.